CUUGGCAUUUGUAUGGCAAAUUUAAAAAUAGCGUUCGAAGUUGGCGGCUAUGCUGUUAGGCAGUCGAGACCGAAGUUUGUAUUAUUUCCCCUUUGACACCAGGAUGAGCAAGAAAGCAGGCAGCAAAAAGGCGGUGGUGGUGGCGGCGGACGAGUUCCCGGAUGAGCCCAUCGCGCUGCUUCACUUUGAUGAGAAGGAAGACCGUCUUCAAGUGAACGAACAGGCCAUGGAUAUCCUCCAACGCAUCGAUGGCAAGAUUGCCGUGAUCGCGAUGGCGGGGCUGUAUCGCACGGGCAAAUCGUCCAUGUUGAAUUGGCUACUUGGCAAGCAGAGCGGAUUUCGCGUCGGACCGACCGUCGAGCGAUGUACACGAGGCAUUUGGCUGUGGGGACGGCCGCAGCAACACACGUUGGCCAACGGCGAGCAGUGCUGGGUCCUCAUGCUCGACACGGAAGGUCUCGGCGGGCUAGAAGCGUCGGCGCAAUACGACGUGCGUAUCUUCUCCCUCGCGACGCUGCUUUGCUCCAAGCUCAUCUACAACAGCCAAGGGAGCGUGGAUGAGAAAGCAGUCAACGGUCUGUCGUUCAUCGCCAACAUGACCAAGCACAUCCGCGUCCGCGCCGAGGAAGGCGACGGCCAAAGCGGCGGAGGGGACGAGAUUUCGAGCUUCUUCCCGUCGUUUACGUGGGUCGUGCGCGACUUUACGCUCGAGUUGGUGGACGAAGACGGCGACGAAAUCACUCCCACAGAGUACCUCGAGCGCGCGCUGGCGCCGCAGCCCGGACUCACACAGGCGGUGAUGGAGCGCAACCGUGUGCGCCACAUGAUGACGGCAUUCUUCAAGGACCGCGACUGCUUUACGCUCGUGCGGCCAGUGUACGACGAAGGCAUGCUGCAGCAAGUCGACUCGAUCCCGAUCACGGACUUGCGUCCAGAGUUUCAAUCGCAACUCGCCAAGUUGAAGGCGUCCAUCUUCAACCACCUUCAACCUAAGACCAUGAACAACAAGCCGCUCAACGGGUCCAUGUUCGCAGGCCUCCUCGUCGCGUAUGUGGAUGCGAUCAACCACGGCAGCGUGCCCACGAUCAGCUCAGCGUGGGAUGGCGUCACGGCCACGGAAUGCAAGAAGGCCAUGAAGACGGCGACGGAGUCGUUCCGCGUGGCGGCGGGACUGUUGGAACUCCCGCUCGAUGCGGACGAGUUGACGGCGGCGCUCAAGUCCGCGGAAGCCGACGCCGUUGCCGUGUACCGUAGUUCGGCGAUGGGCGACGCCUCGACUAAGUACGAAUCGGACUUAGCCGAAAAAAUCGAAGCCGAAAAGACCACGCUCAAAAAGCAAAACCGCGCCGCGUCCAAGGACUUUUGCGAUCGCCUGCUGCAGACGUUGUUCGCCGAGAUCAUCCAACCUCGGUUCUCGGAUGACAAGAAUGCGUACGAGGACAUGCAGGAGUUUGCGCGGGAAUGGCUCAAGUUCCGCGAAGUGUACCUGGAGAAGGCACGCGGCGGCGCCAAGCUGGACGCGCUCCUAGCGUUCUCCGAGACCAAGCACGCCGAAGCGAUGCGGUUGUUGCUGAGUCGACAAGAAGACAAGUUCGAGAAGAAGCUGCGUGCGUUGGAAGCCGAGGCGGCGUCCGUGAAGGAAACUCUCGGCGCGAUCGGCGGCCGCGAGCAAGUGUACAAGCAGCAGAUUGAAUCGUUGCAGUCCGAGACGUCCGACAUGAUGGGCGAAAAGGCGCGGUAUGCGGCGGACAUCGAAUCCCAGCAAAGGAUGAUCGAGCAGUUGCAGUCUAAGCUCCAAGCAGAGGCUGCAGGGAAGCAGCACAUGGACUUGGAGAAGGAACAAGUCGAGCUCCAGCUCAACGCAUUGCGUGGCCAAGAUCGCGAAAAGGAAGACGAGCUCGCACGCUUGAAGGCGCAGUACGAGAAGCUCAUGAAGGAGAAGGAACGCACCGAGUUGGAGCUGAGCAUGGCGUCCGGCGAAGUGGACUCGCUCAAGCACGGUCAAAAAUGUGGCUGUUCGAUUCAAUAAGUCGAGAUAAUGAAUGUGAGUUUGAGCGCUACAACGUCGCUCGUCGUCGUAUUCUGUAUAUUGUCGUGGUAAAAUGAGGAUCUACUUAGCUCGGGGGAACGCGGGUUACCAACGGCGACACGUACGGCUUGAGCUUGAAUCCUGUCAAGUCGGGCACUUGGAGGUCGAGGAGCUUGUCCACGUCGAGCGUGUACCCGCCCAACUUUGCAUGGACACCUUCGUUGCGGCAUCCCUUCCCUUUGUAGAAUCGCUUGUUUGCGCGCUUCGACGUCAACGGACGCAGCCCGUGGCUCUUGCCGAACUUGCUUGCUCGCAGCACCAACCCGUCCAAGAAACCCAUCGUCGUGACCGUGAAGUGUAAAUGGCAGCGAUGUG
Aphanomyces astaci is the source of this 2404-nucleotide messenger RNA. RefSeq lists its product as hypothetical. The record is from RefSeq and is a predicted model, not a curated record. NCBI's taxonomy places the organism in Eukaryota, Oomycota, Saprolegniomycetes, Saprolegniales, Verrucalvaceae. Gene Ontology annotation, molecular function: GTP binding; GTPase activity. The transcript has a single exon. Bases 50 to 2029 code for a protein of 659 amino acids.